Molecule: messenger RNA, 1191 nt
Organism: Penicillium griseofulvum
Lineage: Eukaryota; Fungi; Ascomycota; Eurotiomycetes; Eurotiales; Aspergillaceae
Product: purine-nucleoside phosphorylase
Exons: 2
Coding region: 1-1191 (396 amino acids)
Biological process (GO): transmembrane transport
Cellular component (GO): endoplasmic reticulum
Source: RefSeq, a predicted model, not a curated record
AUGCACCUACUUCAAACUUUGUCGGCGUUGCUGCUCACCGGCAGCUCAUUAUGCGCCGCCACUAUGCCCCACAAGGGCCAUGGAGCAAUUGCGCCUAAGGUUUUCAUUGUGUCAAUGUUCGAACCUGAAGCCGAAGCUUGGUGGAACAUCCCUGAAUUCGACUUGCUUGCCCACAACAUCACUAUUCCCGGUCUCUCACCGCUGUUCCCAGAUGUCCACUGCACCGAAGACUAUGAAGUUUGUCAGCUUAUUACCGGAGAAGGCGAGAUCAACGCUGCUGCCACUGUAACCUCCGUUGCUUUCUCCCCUCUGUUCGACCUCACGCAAACCUACUUCUUCGUCGCGGGAAUUGCCGGCGUCAACCCUAACAAAGUCACCACUGCAUCCGCGACCUUUGCUCGGUACGCAGUGCAGGUCGCUCUGCAGUACGAAAUUGAUAUCCGCGAGCUUCCCAGCAACUAUACCACCGGAUAUAUCGCCCAAGGCACCGAUUUCCCAGGCCAGUACCCGACCAGUAUCUACGGCACAGAGGUCUUCGAAGUAAACGCCGACCUGCGCACAAUUGCCGCCAAUUUCGCGCGCAAGGCAAACCUCUCCGACUCCGCCACUGCUCAGGCCUACCGCGCUCGCUACAAGACCCCCAGUGGGAAGUACAAGGCUGCCACCUUGCCACCCAGUGUUGUUGAAUGCGACGUCGCGACCACUGAUGUAUACUUCAGCGGCCAUAUCCUCGGCUCGACGUUCGAAAACACCACCAAGGUGUUGACUAAUGGAACGGGCGAUUAUUGCGCAACCGCACAGGAGGAUAACGCCACGUUCGAAGUCUUGCUCCGAUCCUCGAUUCACAAACUGACCGAUUUCUCUCGCAUUAUCGUCAUGCGCACGGCGUCUGACUUCGAUCGUCCCUACCCCGGCGCGUCGGCAUCUUACAACCUUUUCCAAUCCUCGGAGCAGGGCGCAUUCGAGCCCGCUAUUAAGAAUCUCUAUGUUGCUGGUAUCAAGGUCGUGGAGGGUAUUCUGGACGGAUGGGAUGAGACUUUUGCUGCUGGUGUCAAGGCCAACAACUACGUCGGUGAUAUCUUCGGUUCUCUGGGUGGUGUUCCAGACUUCGGCCCUGGACGCAAGCAGGCUCUCAUCGGUGGCGGUGCUUACAAGCGUAACGUUCAGAAUCGGUUCACGCGUCGUGCUUAA